Messenger RNA from Parus major (Great Tit), 1162 nucleotides. RefSeq names its product LSM12 homolog (gene LSM12). Gene Ontology annotation, molecular function: RNA binding. The transcript is spliced from 5 exons. The coding region runs from base 61 to 645 and encodes 194 amino acids. NCBI's taxonomy places the organism in Eukaryota, Metazoa, Chordata, Aves, Passeriformes, Paridae. The record is from RefSeq and is a predicted model, not a curated record.
CCCCGCCCCCGCCGCGCCUGGCCGAGGCGAGCGGAGCCGCGGGCGCUGCGGGCGGACAAGAUGGCGGCGCCGGGCGAGUACUUCAGCGUGGGCAGCCAGGUGUCCUGCCGCACCUGCCAGGAGCAGCGCCUCCAGGGCGAGGUCGUCGCCUUCGACUACCCCAGCAAGAUGCUGGCGCUCAAAUGCCCCUCUUCCAGUGGCAAGCCCAACCACGCAGACAUCCUGCUCGUAAACUUACAGUACGUGUCAGAAGUGGAAAUAAUCAAUGACCGCACGGAAACGCCUCCCCCUUUAGCCUCCCUCAACGUCAGCAAGCUUGCCAACAAAGCACGGACGGAGAAGGAGGAGAAGAUGAGCCAGGCAUAUGCAAUUAGUGCUGGUGUCUCUCUGGAGGGGCAGCAGCUCUUCCAGACCAUCCAUAAGACCAUUAAAGACUGUAAAUGGCAGGAGAAGAACAUAGUUGUGAUGGAAGAAGUCGUCAUUGCCCCUCCGUACCAGGUGGAAAACUGUAAAGGCAAAGAGGGAAGCGCCCUGAGCCACGUACGCAAAAUAGUGGAGAAACACUUCAGGGACGUGGAGAGCCAGAAGGUCCUGCAGCGUUCACAAGCACAGCAGACACAGAAGGACACGUCCCUCUCAUCCUGAGGCCACCUCGGGCUCACCCCGUCCCCGUGUCCCCUCCCCGGAGGUGGCACUGGGGGCACCUUCAACUUUUAUUUCCUUUUUUUUUUUUUUUUUUUUUUUUUUUUUCUCUUGGGAAUCUCAACCAAUUCCAAACUUUAGACUUUAAAACAAACGAGAAAAGAAAAAAGAAUAAUUUAAAGCUCCUCACGCAUUACUUGACUAACAGACUUUGUUUUUCCGCCAUGGUUUCUCCCUCCAGCCAGUCAGACUCUGUUAAUUUUAUUUUUUGGCCUUUUUUUUUUUUCCUUUUCCUCCCAAUUCCUGCUUCCCUCUUCCCCCAAAUGCCCCCCAGAAAAUAAAGCUAACGAGCUGACUGUGGUGGCCCACCCGGGACCCUUGUGACCUACGUGGUCUCGUUUUAAUUUUGUUUGCACAGGGCAAGGCUUGAAUUAGUCUUAUUUUUCUUAUCUUUAAAUAUAUAUAUGAAUAUAUAUUAAAAUGUUCUUUAAAUAUUUGUCUGCUUCUAGCAGGGUCGUGG